Molecule: messenger RNA, 2523 nt
Organism: Ficedula albicollis (Collared flycatcher)
Lineage: Eukaryota; Metazoa; Chordata; Aves; Passeriformes; Muscicapidae
Gene: KRT80
Product: keratin 80
Exons: 9
Coding region: 82-1425 (447 amino acids)
Biological process (GO): keratinization; intermediate filament organization
Cellular component (GO): keratin filament
Molecular function (GO): structural constituent of skin epidermis
Source: RefSeq, a predicted model, not a curated record
CGGCCCUGGCUCAGAGGCAGCGGCAGCAGCCAAAACCAAAAACCUCCAGCCCUGCUCUGCCUCCCCGAGCCGCGGCCGGGCAUGACCAACCCCAGCUGCGCCUUCUCCGGCGGCUCGCUGUGCUCCGGGGAGGCGGCGGCGAGCGUGAGCCCGUCCGCGGAGCGCCGCAGCCCCGACGGCGGGGCGAGCUUCGGGCCGGGCUCGGGGGCCAGCGAGGGGCCGGGCUCGGGGGCCAGCGAGGGCUGCGGCUCCCUGGGCUCCCUGCGCUGCUCGCCCUCCUCCAUGGACCGCAGGAUCCCGGCCCCGGUGCGCCUGGACAUCGACACCGAGUUCCAGGCUGUGCGGCAGCAGGAGAAGGAGGACAUCAAAGUGCUCAACAACCAGUUCGUGACCCUGAUCGAGAAGGUCCAGAGCUUGGAGCAGCAGAACAAGAUCCUGACGACGAGGUGGAACUUCCUGAAGGACCAGGACAAUUCCCACUCUGACUCGGACAUCAAGGCCAUCUACGAGCAGUACAUGAGCAAAAUGAACCAGGAGAUGAAGGCGCUCAACUACGAGCAGGAAAACCUGGAGUCAGAGCUGGCGAAGGUGCUGAGCACCAUGGACACCUUCAGGAGCAAGUACGAGGAUGAAAUUCGCCUCUGCAGCGGGAUGGAAUUCACCUUCAUGGAGCUCAAAAAGGAUCUGGAUGUGAGCACCUUGCACCGCACAGAGCUGGAGGUGAAGCUCAAAGGGCUCCAGGAGCUGCUGGAGCUGAAGAAAACCAUCUAUGAGCAGGAGCUGGAGGAGCUGCUGACAGAAAUCAAGGACAUCUCCGUGGUGCUGGGCAUGGAGAGCUGCUCGCGGCCGGAGCUGGGCAGGAUCGUGGAGGAGGUCAGGGCUCAGUACGAGGCGCUGGCCCUGCGCAGCUGGGAGGAGGCCGAGGCCCUGACCCGCAGGAAGCUCACAGACAGCAGCUCCCAGCCCGGCUCCUUCGGGGGGCACCUGCUGGACAGCCGGAGAGAAAUCGCUGAUCUGAACAUCCAAAUCCAGAAACUGCGCUCCUGCAUCGUGUCCCAGAAGAGCCAGUGCCUGUACCUGGAGGAGCACAUCCGUGAGGCUGGCGAGCAGGGGGAGGGGACCCUGAGGGACGCCAAGGCCAAGGUGGCCGGGCUGGAGGCGGCGCUGCAGCGCAGCAGGGAGCACAUGGCCCAGCUGGUGCGGGAGUACCAGGAGCUGAUGAACAUCAAACUGGCCCUGGACGUGGAGAUCCUCACCUACAGGAAGCUGAUGGAAGGGGAGGAGAACAGCAUGGAGCAGCCCAUUCCCACCGUCAUCAGCGCCGUGCACUCCCGGCCCAGGCCCCUUUCUGCCAGCGCCCUGCGCAGCUCCCGGCUCUUCUCGGAGCCCAGCAGCGCCCGGGAGGCGCCGGGGCAGCGCUCCUAGGAGAAGGGAUGGGCACGGACCCCAGGCACCCGGGGAGCGCCUCCUCCUCAGCUCCAGCCUCACCCGGGCCGUGAAGGACGAGAUCCUGACAGGCUGUGCCUUCUCUUUCCGCCGUUCCAGUUCAGCUCCGUCCCCAGUCACAGCAGGAACCAGCCCCUGCGCCUUCCUCUCCAGAAUUUUAGGGACACUCCCGUCCCCUGCGCCUUCCUCUCCAGAAUUUUAGGGACACUCCCGUCCCCUGCGCCUUCCUCUCCAGAAUUUUAGGGACACUCCCGUCCCCUGCGCCUUCCUCUCCAGAAUUUUAGGGACACUCCCGUCCCCUGCGCCUUCCUCUCCAGAAUUUUAGGGACACUCCCGUCCCCUGCGCCUUCCUCUCCAGAAUUUUAGGGACACUCCCGUCCCCUGCGCCUUCCUCUCCAGAAUUUUAGGGACACUCCCGUCCCCUGCGCCUUCCUCUCCAGAAUUUUAGGGACACUCCCGUCCCCUGCGCCUUCCUCUCCAGAAUUUUAGGGACACUCCCGUCCCCUGCGCCUUCCUCUCCAGAAUUUUAGGGACACUCCCGUCCCCUGCGCCUUCCUCUCCAGAAUUUUAGGGACACUCCCGUCCCCUGCGCCUUCCUCUCCAGCUCUCCCUUCCCAGGGGGUUUGCAGUCACCCCUUGGAAUGUUCCCAGCAGUGUGCCCAGCCCAGUUUUAGCAGCUGCCGUUGGUCCCUUCGCUGGUGUUGCCAAACCCUUUCCCUGCUCUGAGGGUGGUCCUGAUGGGGCUUCCAAGGAAAGCACCAUCCCGCUUUCCACACUGCAGGAGAGGGAGGAAAACAACCCCAGGGAUGGAUUUGUCACCUCGACUGACGCAUCUGGUGACACUCUGGGGGACCCUUGGCCACUUCGGGGCAUUUCCCUGCCUAAAAUGCCUCACAACUCUUGAAUUCCAUAAUUCCUCCCUCUCUCCAGGCUCCACACAGCAGUUUCAGCUCCUAAAACUGGGGUAUUGGUUCCUAUUUAAUUGCACUGGGAACAGUCCAGUUUGGGUUGGGAGGGACCUCAAAGCCCAUCCCACCCCUGCCAUGGCAGGGACAUCUUCCACUGUCCCAGGCUGCU